This is a messenger RNA of Medioppia subpectinata, 1542 nucleotides long. NCBI's taxonomy places the organism in Eukaryota, Metazoa, Arthropoda, Arachnida, Sarcoptiformes, Oppiidae. The record is from the annotation of a GenBank genome assembly.
AUGGCAGAGAAGGAGACGAUAAGCGACGAGCCGUUGACGAAGGAUGUGAUGGCAGUCAACGCGGACGCCAUCGAAGACCCGGAGGAAUCAGAUGAACCAAAUGUUACGUUCAAAUCAUUGGGCGUGACUGAAGUGUUGUGUGAAUCGUGUGAAGCACUCAAAUGGCAUAAACCAACGAAAAUACAGAUACAGUCCAUACCUAUUGGCCUCCAAGGUCGCGAUAUCAUUGGUUUGGCCGAAACGGGUUCGGGAAAGACCGGCGCUUUCGCUAUACCUAUACUUCAGGCUCUGUUAGAAACUCCUCAAAAGCUCUUCGCUUUGAUUUUAACGCCGACUCGAGAGCUGGCCUUUCAGAUCAGCGAACAGUUGAUGGCUUUGGGAUCAAGUUUUGGCCUCAAAUGCGCGACAAUCGUUGGCGGUAUGGAUAUGAUUAACCAAUCGAUGAGUUUGGCCAAAAAGCCGCACAUAAUAGUGGCCACUCCGGGACGACUGGUCGACCACUUGGAGAAUACCAAAGGUUUUAAUCUAAAGAGUUUGAAAUAUCUGGUGUUAGACGAAGCGGACAGAAUCCUGAACAUGGAUUUUGAACAAGAAGUGGACAAACUAUUGACUGUUAUUCCCAAAGAGAGAAACACUUUCAUGUUUUCGGCCACAAUGACUAAAAAGGUACAGAAAUUACAGAGAGCUUCGCUCAAAGAUCCGGUCCGAGUGGAGGUGUCGUCCAAAUACCAAACUGUUGAUAGUCUGCAACAGCACUAUGUCUUCAUUCCCGUCAAAUACAAGGACGUGUAUUUGGUGUAUAUUCUUAACGAAUUGGUCGGCAAUUCAUUUAUGGUUUUUUGCAACACUUGUAAUAAUACACAACGAAUAGCGCUAUUGUUGCGAAACCUGGGCUUCACUGCCAUCCCAUUGCACGGACAGAUGAGUCAAUCCAAACGACUCGGAUCUCUGAAUAAGUUUAAAUCCAAGACUCGAUCCAUUUUGAUCGCAACGGACGUGGCGUCCAGAGGUCUGGACAUUCCUCACGUGGAUGUUGUCAUCAAUUACGACAUUCCGACGCAUAGCAAGGAUUACAUACACCGCGUCGGCCGCACCGCCAGAGCCGGCCGUUACGGAAAGGCAGUCACUUUUGUGAGUCAAUACGAUGUGGAACUCUAUCAACGUAUCGAACAUUUAAUCGGCAAAAAACUACCCAUUUUUGAGACACACGAAGAAGAAGUGAUGCUUUUGAACGAAAGAGUCUCCGAAGCGCAACGAUUCGCCAAAUCUGAAAUUCUUGAGACCGACGGUAAGAAGAGGAGGAAGACGGGCGCCGAUGACAACGACGACACCGAAGAGGCGAUUGGCGUUAAGAAUAGAUUAUCGCAAAAGAGACACCAGAAUAACGACAGGAAUGACACGUUUAAUAACAGGAAUAACAAUAACAGGAAUAACAACAACAAGAAUAACAACAGGAAUAAUAACAAGAAGUUUAAAAAGAGAUGAAUUUUGUAAUACUUUUAUGUCAUAUAAGCCAAUAAAUCAUUAAAAUGUCUAUUAAAA